UAAGAGAAGAAGAAGAAACGUUACAUCAGGGGAACAGUUAAAGAACAAAAUGGAGGAUUUCAGAGAGCCAUGCCCCUGGAGGAUUUUUGAGGACUGUGGUGGAGCUUUCACCUUGGGAGCUAUUGGUGGAGGAAUUUUUCAGGCAGUAAAGGGCUUCAGAAAUGCUCCUUCGGGGAUGAGCCACAGAAUGAGAGGUAGUAUGACUGCCAUUAAGACCAGAGCUCCACAAAUAGGAGGUGGUUUUGCGGCGUGGGGAGGUGUUUUUGCCAUGGUUGACUGUGGUUUAAUAAGAGUACGAGGGAAAGAAGAUCCCUGGAAUUCAAUAACGAGUGGGGCCCUGACCGGAGCUAUUCUUUCUUCAAGAAGAGGACCAGUUACUAUGAUUGGCUCUGGAAUUAUGGGAGGUAUUCUGCUGGCAUUGAUGGAGGGUUUUGGAAUCAUGCUGACAAGAUUUACCUCUCCAUCGUUCCCAACUGGGCCACAAUUCGCAGAAGAACCUGCCCCCGGACCCGCUCCCAUUCCCACUUCCCCUUUUGGACAAUAUCAGUGAGAGAAUCACCUCACUCCUUUAUUCUCUAGACCCUUUUUUAAAUUCCUUGCUGAAGUUACAAAGAAGAAAUGGAUGUGCAGAUUACCACCACAUCACACAGUAGAAUCUGUGCUCACCAUCAUAAACUGCCUGAGAAGUGAAGAACAGACGAGAAGCAGGUCAUUUUUCACGAGCCAUCUACAGAUCUGCCUCUCGCCAUCCUCUGCCCUGUCACGUGCGUCAGUGUCUCUGAGUUACAAACAUGUUGAAAGUUAUUCGAUAUUUGUGAGCUUGUGGGGACGGGGUGUGCGUCCUGUUUUGUUCACUUACAGUUCAUACCCCAUGUAGUGCUGAAUCUCCAAAACAAAGAUGUUGCACAUGAAAAGCGUAAUAAAUUAUGUAUAUAUGCAUUAAGGCUUUCUGCUUGUGUUCAUGUAUGUCAAUCUUUAUUUACCUUUAAUACGUCACAUGCUUGGGUUGGUCAAAAACUCCUCUGCCUUUUUACGUUUUACUCAGAGCUAUAAAGUCAUACUUCUGAAUAUUAGUUUGUUUUAAAAUGUUUUUUUUUAAUUUAUUUUAGAUUGUAAAGAGUUUUCUUUGACUGUUCUGUUUCAUGUGACAGCAAUUUUUACAUCGGUGCACAAUGUGGUAGAUCACUAUUUGACAAAGAUGACACAGGCACUUCAUUUGAACGGAGAAACUCAAGCAAGGGAUUGAUGCAUAUUCUAUUAAAUCUGUAGAUCAAGUUGUACUGUGGUACAAUAAAACAUAAAUUGUAAA
Austrofundulus limnaeus is the source of this 1309-nucleotide messenger RNA. It is a transcript of the gene timm17a, whose product is annotated as translocase of inner mitochondrial membrane 17 homolog A (yeast). Gene Ontology annotation, biological process: protein import into mitochondrial matrix. The record is from RefSeq and is a predicted model, not a curated record. Bases 50 to 550 code for a protein of 166 amino acids. Gene Ontology annotation, molecular function: transmembrane protein transporter activity. NCBI's taxonomy places the organism in Eukaryota, Metazoa, Chordata, Actinopteri, Cyprinodontiformes, Rivulidae. The transcript is spliced from 6 exons. Gene Ontology annotation, cellular component: TIM23 mitochondrial import inner membrane translocase complex.